Messenger RNA from Hypanus sabinus (Atlantic stingray), 1792 nucleotides. Its product is annotated as kelch-like protein 1. The record is from RefSeq and is a predicted model, not a curated record. Lineage: Eukaryota; Metazoa; Chordata; Chondrichthyes; Myliobatiformes; Dasyatidae. The coding region runs from base 1 to 1722 and encodes 573 amino acids. Gene Ontology annotation, molecular function: protein binding. The transcript has 10 exons.
AUGCCACACUGCGAUAUGGAAGCUGGCAGCUCUGAGGAGCUCUUCCAGUCCGUGAAUCAUGCGGAGCAGACAUUUCAUAAGAUGGAGCUCUACCUCAAGCAACACCAGCUGUGUGAUGUCAUCCUGAUCGCUGGAAAUCGGAAAAUUCCUGCUCAUAGACUCGUUCUUAGUGCUGUUUCAGACUAUUUCGCUGCCAUGUUCACAAGUGAUGUCUGUGAAGCAAAACAAGAGGAAAUCAAAAUGGAGGGGAUAGAUCCCACUGCACUCUGGGAUCUCGUCCAAUUUGCUUACACAGGCUGCCUUGAGUUAAAAGAGGAGACAAUCGAGAAUCUCCUUGCGGCCGCCUGUCUACUCCAGCUCUCCCAGGUUGUGGAGGUGUGCUGUCAUUUUCUGAUGAAGUUGCUCCAUCCGUCAAACUGCUUGGGUAUCCGAGCUUUUGCUGAUGCUCAAGGCUGCACUGAGUUAAUGAAGGUGGCUCACAACUACACAAUGGAGCACAUUAUGGAAGUGAUCAGAAAUCAGGAAUUUUUGCUGCUGCCUACAGAUGACAUUCUUAAACUUCUAGUAAGUGAUGACGUGAAUGUUCCUGAUGAAGAGACAAUAUUCCAUGCCCUGAUGAUGUGGGUGAAAUAUGACGUGCAAAGGAGAUGUCGAGAUUUGGCAACACUGCUGGCGUACAUAAGGUUGCCACUGCUCCCACCUCAGCUCCUGGCUGACCUUGAAAACAAUGUUCUUUUCAAAGAUGACCUUGAGUGCCAAAAGCUUAUAUUGGAAGCCAUGAAGUAUCAUCUGUUGCCAGAACGAAGGCCUCUAAUGCAGAGUCCAAGGACUAGACCUCGUAAGUCUACAGUAGGAGCUCUGUAUGCAGUUGGAGGAAUGGAUGCAAAUAAAGGUGCCACUACAAUAGAAAAAUAUGACCUGCGAACAAAUACUUGGACCCAAGCUGGGGUAAUGAAUGGCAGGAGACUGCAAUUUGGAGUAGCUGUCAUUGAUGAUAAACUAUACGUGGUUGGAGGCAGAGAUGGCCUGAAGACUUUAAGCACUGUGGAAUGUUACAACCCAAAAACAAAGACCUGGACUGUCCUGCCUUCUAUGUCAACUCACAGACAUGGCCUUGGUGUUGCUGUGUUAGAAGGACCAAUGUAUGCAGUAGGGGGCCAUGAUGGCUGGAGUUACCUAAAUACUGUGGAACGGUGGGAUCCACAAGCCUGCCAGUGGACCUUUGUGGCCAGCAUGUCUGUUGCUCGAAGCACGGUGGGAGUGGCAGCACUAAAUGGCAAGUUGUAUGCUGUAGGGGGUCGAGAUGGAAGUGCUUGCCUCAAAUCUAUUGAGUGCUAUGAUCCACACACCAAUAAAUGGAGUAUGUGUACACCCAUGUCCAAGAGAAGAGGAGGUGUGGGUGUGGCAACAUGCGAUGGUUUUCUUUAUGCAGUUGGAGGCCAUGAUGCUCCUGCUUCGAACCACUGCUCUCGGCUUUCGGACUGUGUAGAGAGAUAUGAUCCUAAGACUGAUACUUGGACAAUGAUAGCUCCAGUGAGUGUCCCCCGUGAUGCAGUUGGGGUCUGUCUGCUUGGAGAUAGGCUAUAUGCAGUUGGUGGAUAUGACGGACAAACUUAUCUAAACACAAUGGAAUCCUAUGACCCUCAGACCAAUGAAUGGACACAGGCAGCAUCUCUGAACAUUGGACGAGCUGGAGCCUGUGUUGUAGUUGUUAAGAUAUAAAGUCGCAGUCAUUGCAUGAAGCAAUCUCUUCUAUUGCUUUGAACUGGUACUUGUAACUUGUAUCUGCAUC